Molecule: messenger RNA, 1290 nt
Organism: Sungouiella intermedia
Lineage: Eukaryota; Fungi; Ascomycota; Pichiomycetes; Serinales; Metschnikowiaceae
Source: the annotation of a GenBank genome assembly
AUGACCCUCCAUAUUUUACCGUUACUCGAUACAAAGCCGAGUGCCUCCCCCGCUCAUAGAAGGGAUUGCGCCCUUGAUGGAUACAUCAUCAACAACCAAUACAAGUUGCUCAAGAAAAUCGGUGCAGGCACCUAUGGACUCAUAUACUUGGUGGAAGACAUGGCUACUGGCCAGCGUAACGCCGCCAAGAUGGUGUUGACCGAGCCUCAACCGACUUCUCAUGGUGACGCUUCUGAAAACAAGAAAGCCAUCCAGAGGACGUUUUACCAGUACUUUGUGGCCCACGACCCAGUCCAGGCACAAGAACUCGACUUGGAUAUCAUCUCUCGUGAUGGAAUAAAUCUCAAUUCGUUACGUGAAAUCGCUCUUCAUCUACGGGUGCAUCACCAUCCCAACGUAGUGACUAUCCAUGGGGUGUUGAAUCUCAACCGGUUUGCCGUAAUCACCAUGAUGGAUUACUUCCCACAGGGUGAUCUUUUCGGUAACAUCAUCGACAAUCAGAUGUUUCUCCGUCCUCCGGUGCACCAGGACAAACAGCUACUCAUGAAGAAUUGCAUGCUCCAGCUUGUGGAGGCUAUUGACUACUGUGCUCUGCAGAGUGUCUAUCACUGUGACUUGAAGCCCGAGAAUGUCAUGGUGGUUUACGAUCCCUCCUACCAUAGACCACAAGGAUCCACAGAGAUCAUCGAUUAUAACGAACUCCGGGUGUCGCUCAUCGACUUUGGUCUUGCCAUGACCUCCAAUUUAAUCUGCUGUAAUGCAUGUCGGGGUUCCAGUUUCUACAUGGCACCCGAGAGAAUUGUUAACUUCAACACAAACAAAUUAGUGCGGUCCAUGAUCAACAUGGACCAGUUCGACACGUCACCUGAAGCUACCCUGGAGCUGAACGCUAAGUACUUCCCCACAUUGGCAGGAGACAUCUGGCUGUUGGGAGUCCUCUUCAUCAACAUCACGUGUGCUAGAAACCCGUGGCCCGUGGCCAACAUCAACGACCGUCACGAGGUGUUUUCAAAUUACAUGUUACAGAAUAAGAGCAUUUUGCAGACCAUUUUACCAAUUCUGCGCCAAUUCAACCUCUUGUUGAACGAAAUCUUUAAUCUCAACCCGAAAUCACGCAUACCGUUGCGUGAGUUGGCGGCAAAGAUUCGUCAGGUUGAUUUUUUUCAUGAUAGGGUGGAGUAUAACGAGCAGCUAUGUACUCCCCCGACAGAGCUAAAGUCACUGCCGCCAACGCCUGCAACCAGCAUAGUCAGCAAGAACCGCACUAGGAAAGUUGCUGCCAAACAGUAA